AAAAUUUGGGCCGGUGCACUGCAGGGAGCAACUCGUAGUCUUUAUAAGGAAAGCCUUUCAAAGUUUAAACUGAAUACCAUAAAAAUCCUUCAAUUUUGAGUUUCGCCAUAGUCGUUCUGCUCUCUCUCGGUUAACACUAGUCGCCAAUCGCCUUUACCGCUCGACCGCCGCUCUCCAUUCUUGGCUUUCGGCUCCCCGGCGCUCCGCUCAACGCCCCACUCUCGUUCUCGCUCGCUCUCUCAUCCCCCUACUCCUGAAUCUAAUUAGAUAAUAAUACCAAGGAAUUAUUCCUUUCAGUUUCCACUGAUUACUGCCAUUAAAAGCUGUUGAGCACCAAGGCUUCUCGUGCUGUUUCUCCUGUGCAGCCGCCUGGGUUGGUGCACGAGCGUGUUUGCAAAGAGAAAGGGACUAUUGCUUCACAACUGGGAAUUUUGAGUUCGUAGCUUUCCCUUCUGAUUCUGAGUGAUUGCUGAAUUCAAUGGAUUCUCUGGAAACCAUGAAGCAUGAGGUGCAGACUGUGAAGGAUGCAGUCCUCAAGCUUCAGUUUUCUCUUCUGGAGGGAAUCAAGCACGAGAGCCAGCUCAUGACCUCCAGCGCACUCCUUUCUCAAAGUGACUACCAAGAUGUGGUGACCGAGCGCUCAAUAGCUGGCAUGUGUGGGCACUCACUCUGCACCAAUCCUUUGCCCACUGAACGGCCCUGGAAAGGCCGUUACAGGGUCUCGCUCAAGGAGCACAAGGUCUAUGACCUCCAGGAGACGUACAUGUACUGCUCGACCAGCUGCUUGAUAAACAGCCGGGCCUUUGCUGCAAGUUUGAAGGAGGAGAGGCCCUCAGAUCUGAAGCCGGCAAAACUGAGUGGAAUUCUGAAUCUAUUUUAUGGGCCAAGUUUGGGUCCUGAUGAUGCGGUGACAAGCGGGGGUGGGGAUAUGGGUCUUUCUGGUUUGAGGAUUGAGGAGAAAAUGGGCACAACAGCUGGUGAAGUGUCCGUGGAGGAGUGGAUUGGUCCUUCGAACGCGAUCGAUGGCUAUGUGCCACGGAGGGAAAAAAAUAUGGAACUUGGGUGGUCGAAUAAUGAUAGAGAAAGUGGAAAAAAGGAACACAUUGGACUUUCUUAUGAGGACAUGGACUUCACAAGUGUGAUUAUUACUCAAGACGAGUACAACGUCUCAAAAAUUGUGCCUCCCAUAAAGGAUAAAGAUAAAAAAGGAAAAGCGAGAAGUAAUGAAGUGAAUCACCAGGGUAACCUGACUCAGAAGCCAAAUGCUCCAUCAGCAAGCACUCAAGAAAAGAGAUCCAAAAACUUAAAUAAAUCUAAGGAUGUGAGUACAUCUGAUGGUAAGGUCGGUGUAUUAGAAGAUAAAAUUGUUGGGCCUAGUCAAAAUGUCGCUAAAAAGGGUGGAAAGGAACUCCAGCAGGGAUCCGAGAAAUUUUAUGAUAAGUCUAAGGAUGUGACUGCCAUGGAUUAUAAGGUCUGUGUAAAUGAAAAUACUACUGCUGGUCCCAGCCAAACUGGCGCUCAGACGGAUGGAAAGGAAUCGCAGUUGGGAAAAGAUUUGGCGGCUUCUGUUAGGAAGUCCUCUUUGAAGACUUCGGAUUCAAAUAGAGCAAACAGAUCUGUUACCUGGGCCGAUGAGAAAACUAAUGCUGAUGGGAGAAACCUUUGUGACGUCAAAGAAUUAAAAGAUGAUGAAGUGGGGCAAGAGUCGUACAUAUUCGUAUCUGCUGAAGCCUGUGCAAUGGCUUUAAGCCAAGCUGCAGAAGCUGUAGCAUCAGGAGAAUGUGAAGCAUCUCACGCUGCAUCUGAAGCGGGUGUUAUAAUAUUGCCACCUCCUCAUGGAGAGGGUGAAGUUAAAUCUGAAGAGAAUAGUGAUGUGGUGGAUACAGAACCACUUCAACUAAAGUGGCCUCCAAAACCAGGAUUUUCAGAGGCUGAUCUUCUUGACUCUGAGGAUUCUUGGUAUGAUAGUCCACCAGAGGGCUUUAACUUAUCACUAUCACCCUUUUCCACAAUGUUUAUGGCACUCUUUGCCUGGAUGUCAUCGUCCUCAUUAGCUUAUAUAUAUGGAAAGGAUGAAAGUUUUCAUGAGGAAUACUUGUCGAUCAAUGGGAGGGAGUAUCCUCGUAAGGUUGUUAUGCUGGAUGGCCGCUCGUCUGAAAUUAAGAUAACUCUAGCGGGCUGCAUCUCUCGAGCCUUGCCAGGACUUGUUGCUGAACUGAGGCUUCCCAUACCUAUAUCAACUCUUGAGCAAGGAAUGGGACACUUGCUGGACACAAUGUCAUUUAUGGACCCACUCCCAGCAUUCAGGAUGAAACAGUGGCAAGUUAUUGUCCUUCUGUUUCUUGAUGCUCUUUCAGUCGCUAGAAUCCCUGCGCUCACACAACAUAUGGUUGGUAGGAGGAUUUUGCUUCCCAAGAUCCUUGAGGGUGCACAGAUCAGCAUGGAAGAAUUUGAGAUAAUGAAGGACGUGAUGAUUCCCCUUGGCCGUGUGCCUCAAUUCUCAACUCAGAGUGGAGGCUGAGCAACCAAAAACACGGAUUCAAUGCAAUUAGGAUACCAUUUUCUCCUACUUGUAUUAGACAUUUAUGCUGCUGGGUAUCAAACAUGGAAGUCCCUAAAAUUUGCCACUGAUUUCUUCUGUCUUGAAGAUAAAAGUUGUUUGGGAAGAUAAAAUUGUUUGCAAAUCGGCUAUUGGUUGGAUUUUGACGUAUUAUAUAUUUAAGUGCACCAUACGUGGAUAACAAUGGCACCAUUGCUAGUUGUGCAAUUUGAUAUAUAAUUAUCCGAGGAUCGAAACAGUCUAUGCAAUCAUUUUUAUUAAGGUUUUGUUUGGAUCGAAAGAUUUGAAAGUCCAAGGUUUUUUACAUUUCCUACUUUAUAAUUACGUGUUUGGAUUCAGAUGGAUUUGUGAAAAGGAUUACAUACUCACUCUCUCUGGCUCGGCUCACAGUGACGGUAUUGGCAUGUUGGUGUAGUGUAUGAUACAGAGUUACCGUAUCUUUUGGAAGAGAUCCUUGGAUUAAUUCUGAAGGAUAACGAAGAUGCAUUAUUGGAUUUGGAUCAGGCGCAACCAGCCUUGUGCUUCUUUGUUGGGAGCGUAUUUUAUGUAUUGGAAUGCUCAUCUUUUCUAGACAUGUAAAGUUUGCCACAAGCUUGUCUGCAGAAAAUAUUGUGACUUAAACUGUCACCUCGUCAUUCAAGAUCUGGCUUAUAACUGUCAGAUUGACGAUACGUGACGUGCCGCAUUCUUGCCCUAUAUUUGUGCCUGUGCAGACUCACAGAGAGGGAGGGAGUUGACAUACCUUCAUUUCUGAGUAUGUUAUGUUCUGUGUAUUGCAUUAUGAAGCAUGUGAAGCUGCCACUUGAUUAUAUAUAAGGGGAUGAUAUGACUAAGAAAGAGUACUGUUGGUGGAUCUUGUAAGCAUGAAAUAUUAUAUUAUACAAUAUGAAUGAGGAAAGUUAUCAUUCGUUUGACAAACUUAAAAGUGUUAAACUAAUUUAUAAUCAAG
This is a messenger RNA of Striga asiatica, 3509 nucleotides long. The record is from the annotation of a GenBank genome assembly. Lineage: Eukaryota; Viridiplantae; Streptophyta; Magnoliopsida; Lamiales; Orobanchaceae.